Messenger RNA from Chrysochloris asiatica (Cape golden mole), 1596 nucleotides. It is a transcript of the gene PNLDC1, whose product is annotated as poly(A)-specific ribonuclease (PARN)-like domain containing 1. Gene Ontology annotation, biological process: nuclear-transcribed mRNA poly(A) tail shortening. The coding region runs from base 1 to 1596 and encodes 531 amino acids. The transcript has 19 exons. Gene Ontology annotation, molecular function: poly(A)-specific ribonuclease activity; RNA binding. The record is from RefSeq and is a predicted model, not a curated record. NCBI's taxonomy places the organism in Eukaryota, Metazoa, Chordata, Mammalia, Afrosoricida, Chrysochloridae. Gene Ontology annotation, cellular component: endoplasmic reticulum; cytoplasm.
AUGGACGUGGGCGCUGGGGAGUUCGAGCAGAUUCUGCCGCUGCUGCAGAAGUUGGUUCUCGGAGCUGAUUUCGUGGGUCUGGACAUUGAGUUCACCGGCCUGCGCUCCAGCAUGUCCGGACCCCAGCAGAUCAGUCUGUUUGACCUGCCAUCCGAGUGGUAUCUAAAGACCCGGCAGAGUGUCCAGCAAUUUACCAUCUGUCAGAUUGGGUUGUCUCUGUUUUCCAGCAUCAAAGGAAAUCCCAACAAAUACGUCUCCCAUUCGUGUAACUUCUUUCUCUUCCCUACAACGUUUGGGAUUUUGGAUUCAGAAUUCUCUUUCCAGGCAUCUAGUGUUGAGUUUUUGAAUCAGUAUGGCUUUGACUAUAACAAGUUUCUCAAGAAUGGCAUCCCAUAUAUGAAUGAGGACCAAGAGAAGAAAAUUAAGCACAGUAUCCUGAGUGGGAACUGGAAAGUCCGCAGUUCUUUGAACAAAGACCAGAUCAAGGUGGUGAUUGAUGAGGUGACCCGGUGGCUGGGCCUGGCAGAAGAUGGCGAUUGCAUGACUCUCCCUGGCAUCACUGGGUUCCAGGCCUUUGAGGUCCAGUUAGUGCUGCAGCAAGCCCUCCCCAACAUCUGGACGGCGCUCAAGGGCCAAGCAGUGAUAGUGAAGAAAGUGAGUCUGCAGCACCGCUGGUGUCUGGAGAACAGCCCUUGUGAGCGAGAGAACUGUUGGAAGGAGAAGAUUCUUCUGUCUGCAAAGGGGUUUUCAGUCUUUUUCCAGAUGCUGGUGAAAGCCCAGAAGCCCUUAGUGGGACAUAACAUGAUGGUGGAUCUGCUGCACCUUCACGAGAAGUUCUUCAGGCCUCUUCCAGAAAGCUAUGAUCAGUUUAAGCAGAACAUCCACCACCUAUUUCCUGUUAUCAUUGACACCAAGAAUGUGACGAAGGCUGUCUGGAAGGAACUGAAUUUUCCAAGGGUUUCAAAUCUUUCAGAAGUUUAUGAAGUCCUUAACAGUGACUUGAAUCCCACUAGGCGGUCUGGACCUGUGAUUGUUCACGCCAGCAGAUGUAGAAAGUACGUUGAGACCAAGUGCCCGCAUGAAGCAGCUUAUGAUGCCUUCCUCUGUGGGUCAGUUCUUUUGAAAGUGGCUCACUUGCUCCUCCUGAGAGCUCACGGCAGCGAUUCCACACCAGUGCCCACCUUCUCCCACUACCUGGAUGUGCUGGCCCCUUAUGUCAACCAAGUGAAUCUUAUUCGAGCUGGGGUCCCUAAAGUCAACUUUUCCGGUCCAGAUUAUCCCAGUGUCCGACCACCCAUCCUCAUCCUCAGUGUCAAGAGGUGGCCGGGGGUCAGUGAGCAGCAGAUCUACCACGAGUUCCAGAACCUCUGCAAGUUUGACGUCAGACGCCUCACUAGGAGCCAGUUUCUGCUUCUUACCAACAAGUUUAAAGAUGCGCGGAAUAUCUUAAAGGAUUACCGACAUCACCCUGACCUGCAGGUGUCCCUGUAUCGGUACUGGAGACAUUCGCCAGACGUCAGCUGCGUGCUGCACGUCUGUGGCAUAAUCACCACGUGGGCCCUGGUGGCCUUUCUGCUCGGAAGACCCAGAGCCUGA